AGUGGGUCUGGCCAGCCAGGGGAAGUCCAGCCACAUCUUCAGAAAUGCCAGUAUGUGUUGAACUUUUAGAGGGUUCCACCUCAGUGGAACAGUAACGGAGCCAGCGACUGCAACAGAACCAGAGAUGACCUACAAGGUGGCCAUCAGCUUCGACCGCUGCAAAAUCACCUCCGUGACGUGCGGCUGUGGGAACAAGGACAUUUUUUACUGCGCUCACGUCGUGGCGCUUUCACUGUACAGGAUCCGCAAGCCAGACCAGGUCAAACUCCGUCUUCCCAUCUCAGAGACCCUUUUCCAGAUGAACAGGGACCAGCUCCAGAAGUUUGUUCAGUAUUUGAUCACAGCACACCACACUGAGGUGCUGCCCACCGCCCAAAAGUUGGCUGAUGAGAUCCUGUCAUCCAACUCUGAGAUCAACCAAGUGCACGGCGCUCCUGACCCCACUGCUGGGGCCAGCAUCGAUGACGAGAACUGCUGGCACUUGGACGAGGAGCAGGUCCGAGAGCAGGUGAAGCUGUUCCUAUCUCAGGGAGGGUACUACGGCUCGGGGAAGCAGCUCAACUCCAUGUUUGCCAAGGUCCGGGAGAUGCUGCGCAUGAGGGACUCCAACGGGGCCAGGAUGCUGACACUGAUAACAGAGCAGUUCAUGGCUGAUCCUCGGCUUUCCCUCUGGAGGCAGCAGGGGACAGGCAUAACAGAGAAGUGCCGGCAGCUCUGGGAUGAGCUGGGGGCCCUGUGGGUGUGUGUGGUGUUAAACCCACACUGCAAGCUGGAAGAGAAAUCCUGCUGGCUCCGGCAGCUGCGCAAGUGGGGUGAGAUGGACGUCUGUCCCCUGGAAGAUGGCAAUUAUGGUAACGAGCUUCCCAACAUCACUAACGCGCUUACGCAGAGCUCCGGUCACAGCCAAGACUCCCUGGCCAGGCCCAGACGAACGGUGUUCACGCGGGCCAUCGAGGGCUGUGACCUGCACUGGCAGGACAGCCACCUGCAGCGCAUCAUCAGCAGCGACUUCUACGUGUCCCCCUCCUACCAGCGGGAGGGGGAGAGCCUCCUCUUCAACUCCCAGGGACAGCCACUGUGGCUGGAACACGUCCCCACAGCCUGUGCUCGGGUGGAUGCGCUGCGCUCCCACGGCUAUCCCAGAGAGGCUCUCCGACUCACUGUUGCUAUCAUCAACACCCUGCGACUGCAGCAGCAAAGGCAGCUGGAAAUAUAUAAGCAUCAGAAGAAAGAACUGCUGCAGAGAGGAGCAACAACCAUCACCAACCUGGAGGGCUGGGUAGGCCACCCUCUGAACCCCAUCGGCUGCCUCUUUCUCACCCUGACCGAAGCUUGUAGAUUAGAAGAGGAAAAUUGCCUUGAAAUUUCAGACGCUGGGGACUCCAAACCACCAGUGUAUCAACAUGUGCCCGUUGUGACCGGCAGCCAGGACGGUGACGAGUCCUACCUGUCCCUGGCCUUAGAGGUGGCCCUGACGGGGAUGGGUCAGCAGAGAGUGAUGCCCGAAGGCCUCUAUGCCCAGGACAAGGUGUGCCGCAAUGAGGAGCAGAUCAUUGCCCGCCUGCAGGACCUGGAGCUGGACCCGGUGCUGGUGCAGACCCUGCGGAAGCAGUGCAUCUUGCUGCUGGAAGGUGGUCCCUUCAGCGGCUUGGGAGAAGUCAUCCACCGGGAGAGCGUCCCCAUGCACACCUUUGCCAAAUACCUGUUCUCUGCCCUGCUGCCCCACGAUGCUGACCUGGCAUACAAGCUGGCUUUGCGGGCCAUGAGGUUGCCUGUCCUGGAGACCACGGCCCCAUCCGGCGACGUGACUCACCCUCACCACCUGGUGUCGGUGGUGCCCAGCAGGUACCCGCGCUGGUUCACCCUGGGGCACCUGGAGUCACAGCAGUGUGAGCUCGCCUCCACCAUGCUCACGGCAGCCAAAGGGGACAUGCUGCGCCUACGCACGGUGCUGGAGGCCAUCCAGAAAAACAUCCACUCCUCCUCCUUGAUCUUCAAGCUGGCUCAGGAUGCAUUCAAGAUUGCUACGCCAGCUGACAGCAACUCUGACACGACACUGCUCAACGUGGCGCUGGAACUGGGGCUCCAGGUGAUGCGCAUGACGCUGUCCACGCUCAACUGGCGGCGGCGGGAGAUGGUGAGGUGGCUGGUGACGUGCGCUACUGAAGUGGGAGUGAGGGCCCUGGUGAGCAUCCUGCAGAGCUGGUACUCACUGUUCACUCCCACGGAAGCCACCAGCAUUGUGGCGGCCACAGUGAUGUCCCACAACACCAUCCUGCGCCUGAGCCUGGACUACCCACAGCGGGAAGAGCUGGCCAGCUGUGCCCGCACCCUGGCCCUGCAGUGCGCCAUGAAGGACCCCCAGAACUGCGCCCUGUCUGCCCUGACCCUCUGCGAGAAGGACCACAUCGCCUUCGAGACCGCCUACCAGAUCGUCAUUGACGCCGCCUCCACCGGCAUGACCUACACCCAGCUCUUCACCAUCGCCCGCUACAUGGAGCACCGGGGCUACCCACUCCGAGCCUUCAAACUGGCCUCCUUGGCCAUGACUCAUCUCAACCUGGCCUACAACCAGGACACGCACCCAGCCAUCAAUGAUGUGCUCUGGGCCUGCGCCUUGAGCCACUCUCUGGGCAAAAACGAGCUGGCGGCCAUCAUCCCGCUGGUGGUGAAGAGCGUGCACUGUGCCACGGUGCUCUCGGACAUCCUUCGCCGCUGCACCAUGACAGCGCCAGGGCUGGCCGGCAUCCCUGGGCGCAGGAACUCGGGGAAGCUGAUGUCCACUGACAAAGCCCCCCUGCGGCAGCUGCUGGACGCCACGAUAAGCGCCUACAUCAACACCACCCACUCCCGGCUCACCCACAUCAGCCCACGGCACUAUGGGGAGUUCAUCGAGUUCCUCAGCAAGGCCAGGGAGACCUUCCUCCUGGCACAGGACGGGCACAUACAGUUCGCCCAAUUCAUUGACAAUCUUAAACAAAUCUACAAAGGCAAGAAAAAACUGAUGCUGCUGGUGCGAGAACGGUUUGGGUGAGCCCCGGCUCCUGCCAUGCUCACUGGCAGGGUCUGGCCGCAGCAAGGGGACUCGGGAGAGAAGAAGGAAGGAAAGUGGAGAUCAGCUUCCCCCCAUCGGCAGAGGCUGCUCUG
This is a messenger RNA of Agelaius phoeniceus (red-winged blackbird), 3147 nucleotides long. NCBI's taxonomy places the organism in Eukaryota, Metazoa, Chordata, Aves, Passeriformes, Icteridae. The record is from RefSeq and is a predicted model, not a curated record.